UGAACUGUAGUAAAAAUGGCACUCAGUACACAAGAUUCUAAUAUUGAUGGGGAAGAAGAUUUGCGCAAUCAAUGGUAUGGAGUCAGAGAAGCUACAUUAUUUCUUGUCGACGCAACAUAUAAAAUGUUUGAAGUAGAACCAGAAGUCAAACCAACCUCAAACCAAAAAUUGUUUCAGCUAUAUAAGCAAAUUCUUCGACAGAAACUAGCAUGGAGUAUGAAAGAUUGGAUGGGUGUAGUGUUAUUUGGUACUGAAGAAAGUGAUGCAAACUCAGAAUGGAAACAUAUUCAAAAUUUACAAGAACUACGAGCUGUUACCUUGGAUGAUUUAAAACAAAUUAGAAAACUAACUAAAAGUGGCAUAAAAGGUUAUCGGAGUAUGGAAUCUAAGGAUGCUUACCCUCUUCACGAUGCAUUAGCAUACGCCAUGGAUAUUUUCUUGAAAAUAAAAACGGUUCUUACCAAACGCAGGAUAGUCCUGAUUACUUCUCACAUCGCAAAACUUGCUGAUGAUGAAAAGCAUCGCAUCAGAUCAAUGGCAGCAUCUUUAAAGGAUGUGGACAUUAAAUUAUACGUAAUUGGUUUGGGAAAAAAUUGGGUACAAGAUCAAUUCUAUAAAGAUUUAGAGAUGCUGUCGAGAAAGACGGACAUAGAUGUUUACAAAAUGACACGUGAUGUAGAUUUAGUACAACAAAUUAAAGCACCUUCCAAAAACAUCGCGCGCUUAUACUUAAAAAUAUCAGACAAUUUGGAACUUGAUGUGGUGAUCCGUACUCUUGGCAGAAAACGUAGAUGCUUGCAAACAAAGCCAUUGAGUAAAGCUACUAAUCAAGUUUUGUCAAGAUCGACAUAUUUUAGAAAUGAAGAUUCUAAUGAUGAGGAAAAUAGUGACAAUGAGGAACUUAAUUUACCUUUUAUGAUACCAGAAGAAGUUAAUUUGCAAACUAAAGAGUUAAUCGGUCGAAAGUUGCGUUUUACGCAAAAAGAACUUUCCCGAAUAAAGCAUGUACAUCCACCUGGAAUCAAGAUAAUUGGCACAAAACCAAUCCCUGACGAUCUCUUUAGAUAUCACGUUAAACGAAAGUAUUUCAUUAGAGCCGAUUGUGGUAGCACUCGUAAAGAUAAUUUAUUAUUUUUCGGCGCUUUAUUGAAUAAGUGUGCUAUUAAAGGAAAAAUGAUCGUUUGCAUGUUUACACUGCGGAUGAAUACUCAAACUAAUCUCUGCUACAUGACAAAUGCUGAAUUGGGUGGCUUUUAUCUAUCAAAAAUUGCAUACGAAGGUAAUAUAGGAGAUAAGAGCGAAGCAUUGCAUCAUUAUGAGGCACAGAACUGGGUAACUGACGAAGAAGUGGCGCUAUGGAAAGAAACAAUCAACAAGCUUAAUAUGCAAUAUCAUCCUUAUCAAUUCAGAUCUUACAAAUUGGAAUGUCAAAUACAAAUAGUAGAGAAGUUAGCUCUGGAUAAAAAACGUCCUCCACCAAGUGAUCAAUUGAGCAGUCAUGUAAGAAGCAAUAGGGUAAUGCCUAAAUUUAAGGAAAUGUAUCCUAAUAUGGAUAAAUCUGAUGGCCCACAAAAAGCUAAAAGGAUUAAGAAGAGCAAGUAGGAAAUAUAAUUAUUAUGCAUAAUAUGUUAAAUUAUAUUUUAUAAAGAAAAUGAUAUUGAUUUUCGAAGAGAGAAAUUACAUUUAAAAUACAUGAUUUUAUAUAAUUUAUAUAUAGAAAGAAUCAUUUCUUAAUAGAGCAAAUGCUCCCUGAUGAAUUGAAACCCUGGUGGCUAAAGGGAAAAAUAUAUAUUAUAUUUUGAUAUACAUAUAUAUUUUAUAUUUCACAAAAUAUUGUAAUCUCACAAAGUUAUCAAAUUCGUGUUCCUUUUAAUAAAAUAGUGAAAAUAUA
Nylanderia fulva is the source of this 1891-nucleotide messenger RNA. The record is from RefSeq and is a predicted model, not a curated record. Lineage: Eukaryota; Metazoa; Arthropoda; Insecta; Hymenoptera; Formicidae.